GAAGACAAGGUUUUCUCUUCCCCUUGAGCUCUGACCUUUGUCAGGUAAUCACAGGCACAGGCAGAGGCACCCACGCUCCUGAGAACCUGAGUCCUGCUCAGCUUGGGAGAUCAAGACCCCUUGCCUGGACACGUGAAGAGCUGUAAGGAAAACCUAUCCGAAAUCCCAGAGCUGGUGCUGAGAACCCAGACGCCCUCAUGGCUAUGUCAGUGACAAGACGCAUCAUAGAAGAAGUUGUUGAUUACCUCACAGACACACUCUGCAGAGUGGAUCUGGAGCGCCUGGUAACUGAAGAUGGAACCUGGAAGGCAUUUGUGAAGGCAGUUGAGCUGUCAAGCGAGGAGGAAGCUGCCCUGCAUGAUGCGCUGAAGAAGCAUUUAGCUCGGAAUCCCACAGAUAAAAAUGAGAAGCUUGAAGAGGAGCUGAAGAAAAAGAGGUUCAGUUGA
Molecule: messenger RNA, 446 nt
Organism: Myodes glareolus (Bank vole)
Lineage: Eukaryota; Metazoa; Chordata; Mammalia; Rodentia; Cricetidae
Source: RefSeq, a predicted model, not a curated record